AUCUUCCAGGAUGUGAGUGCUAGACUGGUUAUUUCUCUGGCAAGCGUUUACUCGUAUUUAAGCUCGUAUCACCGAUGACAAGCGAAUAACGGAUUGCUGCUGCCUUCUGAAAAUCUCAGCAUCAGCACCACCAUCACUAUCAGCAUCAUCCCCGACACCGACAAACAUUGCACGAGAACAGCUCCGGCGCGUUUAGAACGUUCGGGCGUUUAUUUACAUUCCGCCUUCGGAUAAUCCGUUUACAUUUCUCUCUCGGAAUGCCUUUGUGACGUCAUAGAGGUAGACAUUCUGUUUGUAGUUUUAAAAUGAACACCUGUUAUGUUUCAAAUGGCAUGCACGUUGCGCAAAAAGUAGAAGAGAGGCGACGUUUUAAAUUCAUACGGACAUACUGAAGCCUUCUAAUCUCCGGGAGCGCAACUAAAGCCGUUUAGGGAUCCAUUUAGUGAUAAGCCCGACUGCUGCUGUCUGUCUGCAUCAACAGGGGACAUGGAUGGUGAGGAAUUUGCAAUGACGAGAGCGAUGAUGAUGAUGAUGAUGAGUGCACUCGUAUGGCUGCUCUGCUCCCGUGGAAACUAAAAGACACUAUCAUCCAGCGUGUUUUUCACUAGCCUCGGUCUGUUUUGUGGAUUUUCAGUGAAAAACUUAUCCGUGUCUCCGCGCAAACAUGGGCAAAGACGAAUGCAAGACCAUGUUGGACGCGCUGAACAAAGUCACAGCCUGCUACAGGCAUCUGGUCAUCGCUUUGGGGAGCACAUCUGAUUCCCAAAACCUCCGAGAGGAACUUAAAAAGACCCGAAAGAAAGCCCAGGAGCUGGCCGUGGCCAACAGGACUAAGCUCACGGCUCUUCUGAAGGACAAAAGCAUCAGCAAAGAUGAUCGAGCCGAAUACGAGCGCCUCUGGGUGCUCUUCACCAGCAGCAUGGAGCUCCUGGAUGUGGACAUGAAGCGAUCCUUGGAGAUCGGGCAGGAUUUUCCUCUCAAAGUGCCAACGAGACACCUCAUCCAGACGGGAAUGACCGGCAGUACCACUACCGUGGCGGCUCGAGCCAUGAGCGUCCAAAACAUGAAGUACGAAGCCGACGCGAACAUCGACACGGUGGACCUCAAAGAGCUGGAGACCGAGAUCGCUCAGGUGGACCAGAUGAUGGAGGAGAUGGAGAUGAAGGUCCAGGUGGCGCCGUGGGCAGUCGAGGCGAAACAAGAGGCGGGAGCCGAGUUGAAAUCCACCGUCAGUGUUGGGAAUUCAUCGGUUGGUGUCAUCUCGAUCUGCGAGGAGGAACCCAAGGAAACGGUGGAAGGUGAAACUGGGUUGAUGAAAGUAUUUGCAGGGAUCAUUUUCACCGUUGUUUUGCUCAUAGCUGGAAUUCUGGGGUAUCUGGUGAUUAAUCUAUAAUGGAUGAAGAUAGUCUAUCUGGAUGACAGUGGCUCAGGGCUUUAGAUUUUCUUAUGGAGGAAGCAACACGUUGCUAUGGUAGGCCUGUGAAAUUGUGGAGGUAAUUUAAAGUAUGAUGCUCUUGGUCUGGAGAUCAGAUCACCUCCAUGGGUAUUUGUAAAAUGCAUUAGUGUUUAAAGGGAAUAGGCAAAAGGAAUAAAAACUCUUCCAUGACUGGUUCCUCAACCCAUGAUGGUAAAAACUGGACAGAGCACAAUCAAAAGCGGGACUGUCACAUAAAAGCUUUUAUUUUAGCAAAUUUUAAGCUACAAUUUGAAUUCUAAAUUACUUGCCACUCUUUUGACAUAUCAUAACUGGCUGUUUCAUACUUCGGUGAAGAUCUACAACCUGAAGAUCACAACUUUUGGGACCCUCUGACAGAGCAUCAGUGGGUUGUGCAUAUUAAACAGGUAUUUGUUUCACAGUUUAUAUAUAUAUAUAUA
This is a messenger RNA of Sinocyclocheilus grahami, 1875 nucleotides long. RefSeq names its product regulator of G-protein signaling 9-binding protein. Bases 665 to 1393 code for a protein of 242 amino acids. The record is from RefSeq and is a predicted model, not a curated record. The transcript has a single exon. NCBI's taxonomy places the organism in Eukaryota, Metazoa, Chordata, Actinopteri, Cypriniformes, Cyprinidae.